Raphanus sativus (radish) is the source of this 871-nucleotide messenger RNA. RefSeq lists its product as uncharacterized. Gene Ontology annotation, molecular function: endonuclease activity; nucleic acid binding; zinc ion binding. The coding region runs from base 68 to 628 and encodes 186 amino acids. The record is from RefSeq and is a predicted model, not a curated record. The transcript is spliced from 3 exons. NCBI's taxonomy places the organism in Eukaryota, Viridiplantae, Streptophyta, Magnoliopsida, Brassicales, Brassicaceae.
GUUCGAUUGUAAGUUUUAAUUUAAACCGAAUUUAGUUUAACUUUGGAGAGAAGACGCGGCCUAACCGAUGGGGAUCUCUUCCUCCGUCCCGGCCUUUUUCUCUAACUCCGCCACCGCCUCUCUUCCUCCUCCUCCGUCGCCGUCGCCUUCAUCGCCGUCACGCGUCAAUGAGAAACCUGAGAGGCCUCGUUUCUUCGAUGGAAAGGCGAAGAACAAGUGCUGGGCUAGUGCAGACAUCGUGCCCGGUCGGCAUCCCGAGAGGUGGCGUAAGGACGCCGCCGGAAAUAUCGUCUGCAAGAGAUUCGGAAACUGCAGCGGCUGUCUCUGUUUCGAGUACGAUCACAUUGUUCCUUACUCCAAAGGUGGAGAAUCGACGGCUGAGAAUUGUCAGAUUCUUCAAACUAGAGUGAACAGAUUAAAAGCAGCUCAAGAUAAUGUGGAUGCAGAAACACUCAAGGGUUAUUCUUGUGGCCUGCAAUUCACAGACAAGGAGCUCGAUGUCAUUGAAAUGGCGGUUUAUGGAGACGUGUUACGACCUGGGAAAGAAUGUCGCUGCAAAACCGUAGCUGAGUUGCUUGGUCAGUACAAGUCCAAAGAUGGUAAAGCCGCGUGCGAGUUACCAUCAUAAUAAUAAAGUAAUCAGCCAUCUUUUUCUAAAGCAUUGAUUCACCUCAUCUGCUCAAACUUUGCGGAACAUAUUUUAGACCCAUCUAAAAGUUUUUACUCAAUUUGAAAAACCAUUUGUUUGUGAGAGAGAGAGAGUAGUAAUGAUGAUUCUACACAGUUUCUCCUGUCUAUUUUGUUGUAAGGUUUCGAAGUGAUAUUCAAAUUAUACGAAUACCUAACUUUAAGUCAAUAAAGAUUUUUAGUA